This is a messenger RNA of Papaver somniferum (opium poppy), 1677 nucleotides long. RefSeq names its product RNA-binding KH domain-containing protein PEPPER-like. Gene Ontology annotation, molecular function: mRNA binding. The record is from RefSeq and is a predicted model, not a curated record. Gene Ontology annotation, cellular component: nucleus; cytoplasm. The transcript has 6 exons. Gene Ontology annotation, biological process: regulation of gene expression. Bases 128 to 1438 code for a protein of 436 amino acids. NCBI's taxonomy places the organism in Eukaryota, Viridiplantae, Streptophyta, Magnoliopsida, Ranunculales, Papaveraceae.
UUUCUUUUCCCUUCUUUCUGUUGCCUCUCUCUCUCUUGUGAAAGUCUCUUCCUCUUUCGGACAUUCCCUGAAGAAAAACAAAAUUCAGGGCUUUUCUCCAUCCCUCUCUCGUUCGCUCUCUACAGUAAUGGCUACAGAAGCCGUCGUGAAUGGUUCUACUUCAUCACUACCUGAUCCAUCAUCUUCAAUACAGGAGACUUCAUCAGUAGCCGCAGCUUCAAUUUCAGCAGAAAAGAAAUGGCCAGGAUGGCCUGGGGAUACUGUAUUUCGUGUUAUCAUACCUGUCGCUAAAGUAGGUUGUAUUAUUGGUAAAAAAGGUGAACUGAUUAAGAAGAUGUGUGAAGAUACUAGGGCUCGCAUUCGUGUUCUUGAAGGUGCUCUUGGUACUAAUGAUCGCAUUGUUUUGAUUUCCAGUAAAGAAGAACCAGAGGCAGCGCUAUCCCCAGCUAUGAAUGCUGUGAUUAGAGUAUUCAGACGUAUUACUGGACUAUCUGAGACUGAUGGUGAAGGUUCAUCUUCUGGUGUUGCCACUUGCUCAUUUAGAUUGUUGGUGGCAUCAUCACAGGCCAUUAAUUUAAUUGGGAAACAAGGUUCCCUAAUUAAAUCAAUUCAAGAGAGCUCUGCGGCCACUGUUAGAGUUCUAUCUGGAGAAGAAGUGCCUCAUUAUGCUACCUCAGACGAAAGAAUUGUAGAGAUCCAAGGGGAAGCGUUGAAGGUUCUUAAGGCAUUAGAAGCAAUAGUGGGACACUUGAGGAAGUUCUUGGUGGAUCAUAGUGUUAUCCCUUUAUUCGAAAAAACAGGUAGUGCACCGACCACUCAAGAUCGUGUAACAGAUACGUGGGUUGAGAAACCACAGACUUUGCUCCAUCCAGCUUCUCAACCUGGAAUUGGAAUUGGCAAUGAUUAUCCAUUUUCCUUAAAGAGGGAAAAUUUAUACAUUGAUCGCGAGCCCCAAUUGGAGUCGCAUACUAGCCUGUCGUUGUACGGUCAAGAUCCUGCACUUGUUGGUCUACGUCCACCAGGAAUUACUCGUUCUGCUGCUACUAUAGUAACCCAGGUAACUCAGACAAUGCAAAUACCCUUGUCUUAUGCUGAGGACAUAAUUGGGAUUGGAGGUGCAAAUAUUGCGUAUAUUCGUCGUACUAGUGGAGCAAUCCUUACUGUGCAAGAGAGCAGGGGGUUGCCUGAUGAAAUCACUGUUGAGAUUAAGGGUACGUCAAUACAGGUGCAGACAGCUCAACAGCUUAUUCAUGAAUUUAUUGCUGGGCAUAAAGAACCAUCAGUGAGCAGCUAUGGCAACAUGGAUACUGGUUUGAGGUCUUAUGGAUCUCAUCAGAUGGUAGGGAAUAGCUCAUAUCAACCAUCAUCCUUGCCUUCACAACCCCUUGGGGGUUAUGGGUCUUCUGGUUUAGGAGGGUAUAAUAACUUCAGGCUAUAAAACUGGCUGUUGUCUUUGCUUCUUCUUUGUUUGUUACCUUUUUCUCAGUUAGAUUCUUCAUCACAAGAAACACAGUGCCAUUUCCAUGUAACCUUGUAAAGUUUUAGAUAUGUUUUUCCCUCUAGUUCGAAAAGCCGAUUUAAAAGAAAAAAGUGGUGCUAUUGUGAUUGGCUUUUUCAUCCUAGGAUUUAAAUGUGUAUUUUUUAUAUAUCAGUAAAAUCAAAUACUUUUUUCUUAAA